AUGCCUUUCUUUCCAUCAAAGUUGCGCGCCAUCGCGGAGUUGCAGAAAGAGGAAAGAGGCGAUCAUGAAGCGAAGCCAUCGUGUGGCAAGUGGUCGAAUGUGGAUCUCGAACCGACUCCGCCUGAGCGGAGGAACUGGAGUCCGUUCUAUUAUUUUGCCUUUCAGUUCAGUAUUGCAUUUUCGCCGACGACCUACAAUAUUGGAUCUACGCUGUUUUCCAUUGGUUUGACUUGGUGGACGAUUAUCGAUGCGGCUUUUGUUGGAACAUUUCUCUGCUGCUUGGUGCUCUUCUUCAACUCGAGAGGACCAAUUUUCUACCAUGUCGGCUUCCCACUCUACGCCCGUAUCUCAGCCGGCAUCUACGGCAGUCUAUGCUCAUGGGAAAACAUCCCCAAUCACCUCCCAUCCUCCGCCGGCAUCACCACACCACCAAUUCUCGCCUUCUUCCUGACCUGGCUUCUCCAAUUUCCCUUCGCCUGGCUGCAUCCGAGCAAAGCCGGUCCCCUCUUCGUCGUCAAAUCGGUUCUCUCCCCGAUCGCCUACAUCGCCACAAUGAUCUGGGCUCUUGUCAAAUUCAAUGGCGUGGAGUUGAAUCUGGGGAAGACGGAAACGACGGGAUCUGCGCUGGGUGGGGCGUUCAUGAGAGCGAUCAAUACUGUGGUAUCUGGAGUUGUGCCGCCUAUGGUGAAUAUCGCCGAUCUUGCGAGAUAUGGAAAUCGACCGAGAGAUAUCGUACCGCUUACGAUUGGACUCUUCCUCAGCAAGCCUGCUGUGAUACUGCUUGGUCUUUUCACCACUGCCGCUGGUGCGAAACAUUUCGGUGUUGCGGAUUGGAAUUUGUGGGAUUUGUAUGGAAGAGUUCUGGAUGAGUUCUGGGGACCUGGAGCAAGGACUCUGGUUUUCCUGGGAGCAUUCAUCCAGUGCUUUGCGACCAUUGUCAGGAAUGUGUCCUCGAAUGCCAUUCCCGUCGGCUGCGAUCUUUCGGGACUCUUUCCGAAAUAUUUCACGAUUGUGCGAGGCAUGGUCUUGUGCCAUGUUCUGGUCUGGCCAGUGGUUCCAUGGCUUUUGGUCAACUCGGCAAAGAACUUCCUCACUUUCCUCGGAUCUUAUCUCUGCCUCAUCACGCCUGUUGUUGCUGUGAUGAUCGUCGAUUACUGGAUAUCCAGACGUGGCAAUCUUCAUGUCCCAUCGCUUUAUCGGCCGGAAUCUGGGUCUCCUUACUAUUACACCCGAGGCUUCAAUAUACGAGCCUAUGUCGCUUGGGCCGUGGGCGUCGUUCUUGUCAUUUCUGGAAUCUCGGGUGCCAUCAAGCCUGGCUCUGUCAGUCAGACUGUCGUGAACGUGGAUAACUGCGGCUUCAUCCUUUCUUUCACUGGAGCUGCGGUCACUUACUACAUUCUAUGCUUGAUCUGGCCUGUUCAAGUCUACCCUCGAGGUCCUCACGAGAAUGAGAGCAAGGAAUGGGAGGUUAUGGUGCCGACGGAGGGUUUCUUUUCGGAUGGCAGUCCUCUGCCGGACUAUAUUCGUAGUAAUAUGCUAUACGGAGAAGAGGUCAUGCCGACUGCAGUGGAAGCUGAACCAAAUUUGAAGGGAGAGAAGUUGUAG
Pseudocercospora fijiensis CIRAD86 is the source of this 1605-nucleotide messenger RNA. RefSeq lists its product as uncharacterized. The transcript has 3 exons. Gene Ontology annotation, biological process: nucleobase transport; transmembrane transport. NCBI's taxonomy places the organism in Eukaryota, Fungi, Ascomycota, Dothideomycetes, Mycosphaerellales, Mycosphaerellaceae. Gene Ontology annotation, cellular component: plasma membrane. The coding region runs from base 1 to 1605 and encodes 534 amino acids. Gene Ontology annotation, molecular function: nucleobase transmembrane transporter activity. The record is from RefSeq and is a predicted model, not a curated record.